GCACAUAUGAAGUUGCACUUUAAAGAUUACAAGCAGGUCAAUCGCGCUUGCCAAAUCAUAAAUAAAUGCAUUUGCUGCUGGAUCCAAAAUGUGAAUGCGAAGCGAGGAAUUUAUCGAUCACACAUCAGUCCACGUUCAGCAGACGGAUUCAACCAAACGCCAACCGCUGAUAACAACGAGUUCGAUACGCUGUCUGGCGUUAAUCAAGUUUUAACCAUCGAUGGAAAGAUCAUGCAGCAGUCGUGUACUGAAACCUUAGUAAAUACGCCGCUCAUAAACAUGAUGGGUUCGGAAUAUUCUAUGGCCGAGUUCUUUGCAGAAGGACGAAGGAUCACAUUCGAAGUACACUACUGCCAAUUGUGUAACCUGAGAAUCACGACGCGUUUCGACAUGCAAGAACACUGUGAAAUGAUGCAUCGUCUGCAUAGCAAUUCACUGCAUGAUGAAGGUGGUUCUCAGGACAUCUUUCUCUGGUGCGAACUCCUCUGCUGCUUCCAUUCGCUUGGACAACAUGUCGACGUCGCGCUGGAAGACGACCAGUGCCCAACCGAUGACCAGGAAAACGGCUCGCAGGACAGCCAAGAGCUGCCAAAGAAAAGGCGCGAUGUCAGUUUGUGGCAAAUUCUAAAGCAAUUUUGGCACUGGUGUCAGAUGUUCAACAAAAAUUAA
Messenger RNA from Soboliphyme baturini, 669 nucleotides. Lineage: Eukaryota; Metazoa; Nematoda; Enoplea; Dioctophymatida; Soboliphymatidae. The record is from the annotation of a GenBank genome assembly.